CUCACGACUUCGACCGCAGACUAACCACACCAGCAGCAGCCAUGUCGACAUUCGAACCGGUCAUUGUCAUUGACGGCAAGGGUCACCUUCUCGGUCGCCUGGCCUCUACGGUCGCCAAGCAGCUGCUCAACGGCCAGAAGAUCGUCGUUGUGCGAUGCGAGGCCCUGAACAUCUCUGGCGAGUUCUUCCGCGCAAAGCUAAAGUACAGUGCUUUCAUGCGCAAGCAGACCAGGUUCAACCCUACCCGUGGUGGUCCCUUCCACUUCCGCGCUCCCUCCAAGAUGUUCUGGCGCACCGUCCGUGGCAUGAUUCCCCACAAGACUGCCCGUGGUAACGCUGCCAUGGAGCGUCUCAAGACCUUCGAGGGUAUCCCCCCUCCCUACGACAAGAAGAAGCGAGUCGUCGUCCCCCAGGCCCUCCGUGUCCUGAGGUUGAAGCCCGGCCGCAAGUACUGCACCGUUGGCCGUCUCGGCCACGAGUUCGGCUGGAAGUACCAGGAUGUCGUCUCUCGCCUUGAGGAGCGCAGGAAAGUCAAGGGCGCCGCUUACUACGAGCGCAAGAAGGCCGCUCGCAGGCAGUUGGCUGAGGCCCAGAAGACCGCCAACGUCGACGGCAAGACCAAGGAGCAGCUCACCGCCCUCGGCUACUAGAUGUCGACGACUGAUGAAACGCGUCGGUGUCGAUAGUGUUGUUCGGCGCGGAAUGCAAUGGGCUCAUGGGAUCUUUUCAUCCCUUAUACUUCGAUCGAUUGAAAAGGUGUCCAGGAUAAAAGAGCAUACCGAUACCAGGAUGCUCACGUGCUUAUGGGUCUCUUCAACGUCGGCAGCGCUGGUCUCAGGUACCUCUCUUCACGGUUAGAAGAAAUACGAAUUGAAAAACCCAGGGCUUAUCAAAGCAUAUGAUGGAGUUCUGCUGCAAAUAUAUCCCCAAUUUCAUGUUCACCUGCUC
This is a messenger RNA of Didymella exigua CBS 183.55, 948 nucleotides long. RefSeq names its product ribosomal protein L13. Bases 42 to 650 code for a protein of 202 amino acids. Gene Ontology annotation, biological process: negative regulation of translation; translation. Gene Ontology annotation, molecular function: mRNA binding; structural constituent of ribosome. The transcript is spliced from 4 exons. The record is from RefSeq and is a predicted model, not a curated record. Gene Ontology annotation, cellular component: cytosolic large ribosomal subunit; ribosome. Lineage: Eukaryota; Fungi; Ascomycota; Dothideomycetes; Pleosporales; Didymellaceae.